AUGGAUGAGACUGUUGCCGAGUUUAUCAAGAGGAUUAUCUUGAAAAUCCCAAUGACAGAAAUGAUGACAAUCCUAAAGACAUGGGACUUUUUGUCUGAACAUCAACUGCAGACCAUAAACUUCCGGCAGCGAAAGGAAGCCCUCAUGCACAACUUGGUUCUAUUCUGUGAGGAGAAGUGUGCAAGUCUCAAUGACGCGGCCAGCUUAGACAUCAUUUAUACUCAAGUUUUUCGACACCAGAAACUUUGGGAUGUUUUUAAGAUGAGUAAAAAAACAGGUAGAGACCCUGACCCUUUUGAUGAGGACCACUUUAAACGUUCAUUUAUGAAGGUUCUUCGGAGAGCAUUACAAAAUGUGACAGUCAGCUUCAGAGAUGGUGAGGAGAAUGCGAUGUGGAUUCGAAUUGCCUGGGGAACACACAAUACGAAACCAAACCAGUACAAAGCUACUUACAUGGUAUAUUAUCCUCAGACUCCGUAUGUAUUCAUCUCGUUCUCCAGGCUGAAGAGGAAUUUACCCCUCCUGAGUCAGGCACUGGCUGUUGCCACGAAAUACCAUCAGAUUGAGAAAGUGGACUUGCGGAGCCGCUAUCUGGACUCGCUGAAGGCUAUUGUUUUUAAACAGUAUAAUCAGGUCUUUGAAACUCAUAAUUCGACUUCACCUCUACAGGAAAGAAGCCUGUGGCUCAAUACAAAUAUGGAUUUAAGGAUCAUUCAUGAAAACCAACUCGAAAAAGAAAGAGUCUUAAAAGUGACGCAAGAAACGUUUGGAGACUACCCUCAACCAAGACUAGAAUUUGCACAAUACCAGCUUGAGACCAAGUUCAAAAGUAACUUCGGUACAAGCAUCUUGGCUGACAGAGAAGAACCCCUUAGAUGCUUGAUAAAGUUCUCCAGUCCACACCUCAUGGAAGCCUUGAAAUCUUUAGCACCAGCUGGUAUUGCAGACGCACCACUUUCUCCAUUGCUCACUUGUAUUCCCAACAAGGGAAUGAAUUAUUUUAAAAUUAGAGAUAAAUGA
Chrysochloris asiatica (Cape golden mole) is the source of this 1020-nucleotide messenger RNA. It is a transcript of the gene CENPN, whose product is annotated as centromere protein N. Gene Ontology annotation, biological process: chromosome segregation; CENP-A containing chromatin assembly. The transcript has 10 exons. The coding region runs from base 1 to 1020 and encodes 339 amino acids. The record is from RefSeq and is a predicted model, not a curated record. NCBI's taxonomy places the organism in Eukaryota, Metazoa, Chordata, Mammalia, Afrosoricida, Chrysochloridae.